AUGAUCACUGCAACACAACUUCACUACUCCAUACCCAUUCGCACCAAAAUGUUCCAAUCCGCCGUGGCCCUGGCAGCCAUGAGUCUGCUCACAGGCACAAACGCCGACCUACAAACCUGCUCCACCAAUUCAGGCUACAGCUGUGCCAGCUCAUCCACCACCCCAACCUGCUGCUUCAACUACCCCGGCGGCGCCCUGCUGCAGACCCAAUUCUGGGACACCAGCCCAUCAACAGGUCCCUCGACCUCGUGGACCAUCCACGGCCUAUGGCCCGAUAACUGUGACGGCACUUACGAGUCCAGCUGUGAUUCGUCCCGCGCAUACACCAAUAUCACCGAUAUUUUGCAGACGCAGGGCCGUGAUGAUCUCCUAGACUACAUGGAUGAGUACUGGGUAGAUAUCAACGGCGACAAUGAGUCGUUCUGGGCUCAUGAGUGGGGCAAGCAUGGUACUUGCAUUAACACCAUCGAUCCAGACUGCUACCAGGGGUAUACGGCCCAGGAAGAAGUGGGUGAUUUCUUCGAGAAGGUGGUGGAUUUGUUCAAGGGAUUGGAUACUUACAAGGCUCUUGCUGCUGCUGGCAUUACCCCAAGCACCUCCAAGACUUAUACUCUGAGUGCGAUCCAGAGUGCACUCACUGAGAUGCAUGGCGCAUCAGUGUAUCUUGGCUGUUCGAGUGGAAAGUUGAACCAGGUUUGGUAUUUCUAUAACGUCCAGGGCAAUGCCAUCGAUGGAUCCUACAAGGCUGUCAAGACGCUCACCAACUCCGGCUGCCCCAGCACUGGAAUUAAAUAUGUGCCUAAGUAA
Molecule: messenger RNA, 807 nt
Organism: Penicillium salamii
Lineage: Eukaryota; Fungi; Ascomycota; Eurotiomycetes; Eurotiales; Aspergillaceae
Source: the annotation of a GenBank genome assembly